AUGCUGGAUUUUCAUCGAUUUCAUGUGACUCAUAUCUGCAUAUUAAAUUUCAGUGGCGUAGCAUUAGAUUAUUUGGAGGCUGGACUCUCGUUCCCAGUUGGCCGUAUUCAUCGCUUGAUGCGCAAAGGAAACUACGCACAACGCAUUGGCGGCGGUGCGCCAGUAUACUUGGCCGCAGUACUUGAAUAUCUCGCGGCCGAGAUACUAGAAUUGGCCGGGAACGCGGCACGCGACAACAGAAAAUCACGAAUCGUUCCUCGUCACUUGCAAUUGGCUAUUCGUAACGAUGAUGAAUUGAACAGGUUAUUGGGUCAUGUGACUAUUGCUCAGGGUGGUGUUUUGCCUAAUAUUCAUUCGUCAUUGCUACCAAAAAAAGACGAUAAAAAGGAAUCUAAUGGAGUGACCAAAAGAAAAGUCACUGCCACUCGAGUCCCGCCACCUAACAAUAAUUUCUCUGAUGAUGAGGGUGACAAUGGUCACGAAAGCGAUUAA
This is a messenger RNA of Ambispora gerdemannii, 492 nucleotides long. Lineage: Eukaryota; Fungi; Glomeromycota; Glomeromycetes; Archaeosporales; Ambisporaceae. The record is from the annotation of a GenBank genome assembly.